AUGAACCCCUCCAGCUCCCGCGCCGAGAUCGCCGACCGCCUGCGGGACACCGCCCCGUCCCUCGUGCUCGCGUCGCCCGACAACGCCGCCAAGCUCCCGCCCUCCGCCGCCCCGGUCGUCCUCGUGCCGGAGACGUUCCAUCCCACGCCCUCGGCGGGCCACGAGUUCGCGCCCUUCCGCGCGCUGCUCGAUUCCGACGCCGACGACCUCCCAUCGGCGGAGGUUGGCCAGGACGACGCCGCCGCCGUCCUCUACUCCUCGGGGACCAGCGGACGGAGCAAGGGCGUCGUGCUCACGCACCGCAACCUCAUAGCCAUGGUCGAGCUCUUCGUGCGCUUCGAGGCGUCGCAGUACGCGCGACCUGCUUGUGACAAUGUCUACCUGGCCGCGCUGCCCAUGUUCCACGUCUACGGCCUCUCCCUCUUCGCCGCGGGCCUCCUCUCGCUCGGCUCCACCGUGGUGGUCAUGAGGAGGUUCGACGUCGGCGAGGCCGUCAGGGCCGUCCACAGGUAUAAGGUCACGCACUUGCCGCUCGUGCCGCCCAUCAUGGCGGCGCUGCUGAGGGCCAAGGCCACGGGCGCCUCGUCAUUGGACUCCUUGGUGCAGGUCUCCAGCGGUGCAGCUCCACUCAGCGGCAAACUUGUUCAGGACUUUAUCAAGGCUUUCCCACACGUCGAUUUCAUUCAGGGCUAUGGCAUGACAGAAUCUACUGCUGUGGGAACUCGUGGUUUCAAUACCUCGAAGCACAAGAAGUAUGCAUCUGUAGGUCUUUUAGCCCCAAACAUGCAUGCCAAAAUUGUUGAUCUGGAAACUGGCUUAUGUUUACCUCCUGGCUCUUGUGGGGAGUUAUGGCUCCAUGGGCCAGCUAUAAUGAAAGGUAACAUUUCAUGA
Triticum turgidum subsp. durum (durum wheat) is the source of this 891-nucleotide messenger RNA. The record is from the annotation of a GenBank genome assembly. NCBI's taxonomy places the organism in Eukaryota, Viridiplantae, Streptophyta, Magnoliopsida, Poales, Poaceae.